Messenger RNA from Anopheles cruzii, 3130 nucleotides. RefSeq lists its product as uncharacterized. Bases 1 to 3030 code for a protein of 1009 amino acids. The transcript is spliced from 8 exons. The record is from RefSeq and is a predicted model, not a curated record. Gene Ontology annotation, molecular function: heme binding; oxidoreductase activity, acting on paired donors, with incorporation or reduction of molecular oxygen; iron ion binding. Lineage: Eukaryota; Metazoa; Arthropoda; Insecta; Diptera; Culicidae.
AUGUUCCUCACGAUUACGCUUCUCGUAACAGCCUUAACGUUUAUUUAUUUUUAUCUAUCAUGGUACAGUAGCUAUUGGACGAAAAGAAGUGUUCCCGGGCCGGCCCCAAUGCUGUUAUUUGGAAACUUUCCCAGUUUUUUCCUACGCCAUCGUCCAUUUGUUGAAGAGUUCCAGAAAAUUUACGACAAAUAUCGUUCCCGUGGUAACUUUGUCGGAGUUUUCAACGGCCGACAACCGGCAAUAGUCUUGCAGAAUCCUUCUAUUAUCAAAGAUGUGCUGAUUAAAAAUUUUAAGAACUUCCAAGAUAACGAGGUCGCUGAUUCGUUCAAUAAGGAAACAGAUCCUAUUUUUGGUCGCAAUCCUUUUGUGUUGAAAGGCGAAGAAUGGAAACAGAAGCGAGCGGAGAUCACCCCAGCAUUUACUAGCUCCCGUAUGAAGGCGCUUUUCCCCCUCGUAGAGGAUGUGUCCCAGCGUAUGAAACAGUACAUCGAUCGCAACACGAAACAACCCAUCGAGACCCGCGAAAUGUGCGCCAAAUUUACGACGGACGUUGUGGCCAGCUGCAUUUUUGCGGCAGACGCACAGUCUUUCACGAUGGAAAAGGCGGAAAUUCGGGAGAUGGGUCGAAAACUGUUGGAACCCAACUUCAAAAUCAUACUCAUGUUCAUACUGAUGGGUAUUGUGCCUGCACUCAAAAAGAGUAUUCCGGUGGCAUUCGUCCCGAAAUCGGUCGAGCAGUUCUUCAUGAAGCUGAUGAAGGAUGCCGUAGAGUACCGAGAAAAGAAUAAUAUAAAGCGGUCGGACUAUCUAGAGCAUCUGGUCAAUUUGAAGGCCAAAAAGCAGUUAAGCAUACUGGACAUGACCGCCCAUGGAGUAACGUUUUUCAUCGAUGGCUUCGAAACAUCCAGUUUGAGCAUGAGCUUCGCUUUAUAUGAAUUAGCUCGCAAUCCAGGCUCACAGACAAAAUUACGAAACGAAUUACUGGCGGCUCGUAAAGUAGACGGUUCCAUCGACUACGAGACACUAUUGGAAUUGCCUUAUCUCGAUGGCGUACUGAACGAGUCCUUACGUCUUUGGCCUCCAUUGGCUUUCCUUUCGAAGGUAUGCACCGUACCAACGGAAAUUGAGCUGUACCGUGGUAAAACUGUAACGAUCGAGCAGGGAAUUCCCGUAAUGAUCCCGCUCUGGUGUAUACAUCGCGAUCCCGAAUACUUUGACGAUCCACAACAUUUUAAUCCAGAUCGCUUCGCCCCGGAGGCCCUUGGUACUGCGCUUUAUCGCGACAAAGCAUGUUUGUUGCCUUUCGGCGAGGGCCCACGUCAGUGUUUAGGUAUGCGCUUUGCCCUAAUGCAAGUGAAACGCGGAUUGUUUGAAGUUAUAACCAAGUUUGAGGUUUCCGUUAAACCGAAACCUAUUAAAUUAGAUCCAAAAACAUUUAUUGUGUGCCCAAAGGAUGGCUUGUGGCUAGAUUAUAAACCGUACGUAUCAUCUUCAUUGAAACGGACCACAGUUUUUGGACAACCGUCCACGAUGUUCCUCACGAUAACCUUGCUCGCGACAGCGCUUACGUUUAUUUACGUUUACUUAACAUGGUACCACAGCUAUUGGACGAAAAGGGGUGUUCCCGGACCGACGCCAAUGCUGCUGUUAGGUAACUUUCCCAGUUUUAUCCUACGCAAUCGACCAUUCACCGAGGAGUUUCAAGAAAUUUACGAUAAAUACCGCGCUCGUGCUAAUUUCGCCGGAGUGUUCAAUGGUCGGCAGCCGGCAGUGCUGUUGCAAAACGCUACAUUCGUCAAAGAUGUGCUGAUAAAGAACUUUAAGAAUUUUCAAGACAAUGAGUUUGCUGACUCAAUCAACAAGGAGAGUGAUCCCAUCUUUGGUCGUAAUCCUUUCAUGCUGAAGGGUGAAGAAUGGAAAGAGAAACGUGCGGAAGUCACCCCAGCAUUCACCACUUCGCGGAUGAAAGCCCUUUUUCCUUUCGUGGAGGAUGUGUCCCAGCGCAUGAAGCAGUACAUCGAUGGCAACACUAAUCAACCCAUCGAGACCCGCGAAAUGUGCGCCAAAUUCACCACGGACGUCGUGUCGAGCUGCAUAUUCGCGGCAGAUGCUCAGUCUUUCACUAAGGAAAAGGCCGAAAUUCGGGAGAUGGGCCGGAAGCUGACCGACCCUAGCUUCAGAGUCGUACUGAUAUUCUUGCUGAUCGGAAUUGUGCCCGCACUUAAAAAACUCAUUCCAAUCGCUUUCGUGCCAAAACCGGUAGAGCAAUUCUUCACCAAGCUGAUGGAAGAUGCGGUUGAGUAUCGCGAGAAGAACCACGUGAAGCGGUCCGAUUACCUCGAACACUUAAUCAAUUUGAAAGCCAAAAAGCAAAUAAGUUCGUUAGAUAUGGCGGCCCAUGGAGUGACAUUUUUCAUCGAUGGCUUCGAAACAUCCAGCCUGGCGAUGAGCUUUGCACUUUACGAAGUAGCCCGGAACCAAGCAGUGCAGGAGAAACUCCGUAGUGAACUGUUGCAGGCCCGUAACGAUGAUGGUUCCAUCGAAUACGAUACGUUGCUAGAGCUCCCUUACCUCGAUCAAGUACUGAGUGAAUCACUUCGCCUCUGGCCUCCAGCGGCAUUUCUUUCCAAAGUGUGUACAGUUCCAACCGAGUUGGAACUGUUCCAUGGCAAAACGGUAUCAAUCGAGCGGGGAAUGCCCGUAAUGAUUCCUGUUUGGUGUCUACAACGCGAUCCGGAGUACUACAAUGAUCCCGAGUGCUUCAACCCGGACCGCUUCGCACCCGAAGCCGGUGGUACCAAAUUAUACCGUGACAAAGGAUGCUACCUACCAUUCGGUGAUGGGCCCCGCCAGUGCCUAGGCAUGCGGUUUGCCCUAAUGCAGGUUAAACGGGGGCUGUUCGAAGUCGUAACGCGGUAUAAGCUUUCUGUCAACUCGAAGACACUGCAACCAUUAAAACUAGACCCGAAAGCGUUCAUCACGGCUCCGUUGAAUGGAUGUUGGCUAGAUUACAAACCUGUCACAGCAUAGAUUAGGUUUACUGAUAACUGUUAAUGGUAAACGAUAAGAGACAGUCAGUCAGUAAGUCAGUAAAUCAUCGUUUGCAAAAGCUGUUAUGGACAGCUGACAA